This is a messenger RNA of Ochlerotatus camptorhynchus, 1003 nucleotides long. RefSeq names its product retinaldehyde-binding protein 1-like. The record is from RefSeq and is a predicted model, not a curated record. Bases 1 to 987 code for a protein of 328 amino acids. Lineage: Eukaryota; Metazoa; Arthropoda; Insecta; Diptera; Culicidae. The transcript has 2 exons. Gene Ontology annotation, molecular function: phosphatidylinositol bisphosphate binding. Gene Ontology annotation, cellular component: membrane.
AUGACAACGUUGCCCGGGUUGGACAAGAAGCCGUCCAUUUACGAUGUGUACAAAACCACGUUGGGACCGAAAGAUUUGCAGAAGGCAAAGGAACAGCUGCACGAAGAUGAAAACACCCGGGAACCGGCGUUGGCUCAGAUGCGAGAGUACAUUGCGAAACACCCGCAGAUCAUCCGGUGUCGAACGGAUUGCUUGUUUCUGCUGAGGUUUCUUCGAGCUCGCAAAUUCAACAUACAGGCCACGUAUGAGAUGUUUGAUAACUGGCUCGUGGUGUGCAAUAAAGCGAGAGAAUUCUUUCGAUUGGAACCAGACAUAAUGAGUCCCCUCGUAGAACAGGCCAUCGUUGUUCCGGUGGGUGCAGAUCCACACGGCCGCUUGGUAGUCAUCAUCCGAUUUGGCCUAUUCGAUACUCAAACCAUUACUCCGGAAGGACAGAUUCGCCUGACUACGCUGGCAUUGGAGAUGUUCCUCGAAACGGAACUGUAUCAGGUCAAUGGGUUGGUGUUGGUGCUUGACCUUCAAGGGACCACCAUGGCUCAUUUUGGUGUGUGGACAUUUCCCAAGCUGAAAACGGUUAUGUCUGCUACGAACGAUAUCCUUCCGAUCCGGCUGAAAGAAGUUCACGUCGUCCAGCUGCCCAAGUAUGCCACAAUACUGAUGGAGUUUUGCGUUUCCGCCUUGAAACCAAAGCUGCAGAAACGGCUAAAGUUCCACAAAUCCCUGGACGAUCUGAAAGCAGCCAUCGACAACUCCGUCCUGCCGAGCAUCUACGGGGGCUCCCUGUCGCUGGAGGAAGCCAAUGACCGAUUCCGCAAGCGCAUCGCCCUGGAACGGGAUCGUCUGCUGCUGAUGAACGAAAUUCAAAUUGAUCGCACCAUUCCAAAUCCCAAUGCCAAAAGCUCUAACAACAACAACAACGCCGGGCUACAGAGUGACAUCGCAGAUGAGGCUGUUAUCGGGAGCUUCCGGAAGUUGAACGUGGACUAAACAGAUGUUUGAUAUA